AUGGGCUACAAUCUUACCGCAGAGAUGUUCAGCGAAUGGGCAAUAGGACUGGUUGUCAUUGCAGUUCGAUUGUACACGCGCUUCUCCGUGGACCGUGGAAUGUUCCGCUGGGACGAUGUAUGCCUGGUGCUUGGAACGCUUUUCUGGACUCUCCUUGUUGUAUUCUUAUAUCUGUGCACCGCUGUCUAUGGCAGCAAUAUAGGCCUCAAUGCCACCACUGCCGCUGAGGUGCCGGAUGAUCAGGUCCCAUCGUUAACCAAAGGCUCAAUCUAUGCGUUUCUUGCCUGGCUUUCGUACAUUCUCAUGGUGUGGUCUUUCAAGGGAGUGCUUGUGUUUCUCUACAACAGACUCACGAUCGGUCUUUCGCAACACCGACUAGCCUUGGCUGUGGGCGCCUUCACAAUGUGCACAUUUGUCACCUCACUGCUCUUCGACCUUCUUAUGUGCAAGCCGAUCGAGAAAAAUUGGCAGGUCAAGCCAUAUGCAGGAAAUAACUGCACUGUGCGCCCAUUGAACUAUAUCGUCAUCGAAGUCUUAAGCAUCUUAACCGAUCUUUGUAUCAUGUGUGUCCCGAUUCCACUGAUUAUAGUCGCCAAAAUCCCGACGUCUCAGAAAUGGAUCCUCACGGGUCUGUUUUCCUCCGGCAUCUUCGUCAUGAUCGCUGCCGCUCUUCGCGCAUACUACUCCGUCAAAGACCUUUCGACUCUCGCUACAGCUUUGGGUUGGGCAUCACGGCAGGCUUUUGUCUCAGCCAUCAUUGUCUGCGCCCCGGGGAUCAAGCCUCUCCUCUCUCGCUUUUCCUGGUUUGCAUCCUACAGUUCUUCCCGCGGAUACGACAAAAAGGACCGAAGCCGAACGACCUUUUUCAACUCCAAGAGUGGGGGUCGAGAUGUUACAAUGGUCAGCACCUGUGAACCUCAGCCGUACGAGCUCUCGUCUAUGGGCUGGUCAAAGAAACGGCAAAAUUUGUCAGGAGAGAGCCAGGAACAUAUUAUGGAUUCCCUGCCGGCACCACAACAGGGCUACGCGGGCGACUCCGAACGAAACAUGGGCAUUGUGAUAACGACAGAUGUCACUCUUGCGCAUGAGGAAGCCCCUCCUGAAGAUCUGCACAAUGUAUCCACCACCCGUCCAUAUGGGCACUAAAGCCAGUGGCCGUAUACGGAGCUUGGGUGUAACAUGAUUAUGCUCAGCAUGUCAAAUGGCGUCAAUUUAAGGCGAUGAUAUUAUUUCUCAUUUUGUCUACACGAAUUACCCAUGUUUGGCCGACACGGCUCUUCUUUGGUGUCCCCAUCGAAUUGCCAUUUACGGUCCUGUUCUAAUAUGACCAUAUCAAUUAUUGCUUAAUACAUCACGAUAUUUGAUAGAUCUACGUCACCUACUAUGCAAAAUGCAUCACUGUGAACGCACAACUCCUUGUGUUGCCUCCAUCCUGACGCCAGCAUUAUGGCUACGGCUUCCUCUUAACCCAGGGAAAAAGCUGCCACACGGAUGCUAGUUUGUUCAAUGUGUAAGAUUUCUCGGAAUUUCAGGCUUCCAUAUGCAGAUCUCUGGUAGCUAAUGCGUCAAGAACAGACCGACACACCCAGAGAAAGCACCCCGCAACAACUGUCG
Molecule: messenger RNA, 1614 nt
Organism: Aspergillus piperis CBS 112811
Lineage: Eukaryota; Fungi; Ascomycota; Eurotiomycetes; Eurotiales; Aspergillaceae
Exons: 6
Coding region: 1-1146 (381 amino acids)
Source: RefSeq, a predicted model, not a curated record